CCAAACCGUAUCUGUUCAAAGGAGAUCAUAAAUUCCCUGUACUCAAGGAACCUGCCCUAGUCGUGAUCCUUUAUGCUGAAGUGGGUACCAAAGAUUUUGCCACAUUUCACAAUGUCUUAUCUGAAAAAGCACAAAAGAGUGAAUUUGUUUACAUUCUCCGACAUUUUGUCAAGAAACGUAGCACUGAGAAGAUGUAUUUGUCUGGAUAUGGUGUGGAACUUGCAAUAAAGAGUACAGAAUACAAAGCAGUGGAUGAAUCUCAGGCUGGAGCUACAAGAAAUAGAACAGAGGAAGAAGAUAAUAAGAAUAGUGAAGUCCAAGGAUUUCUCUUUGAUACAUUAACGGAGAACCAUCCUGAUCUCAAAGACAAUCUGAAAGAGUUGAAAAAAUACCUGAUUGAAAGCAGUGAUAAUACAGAGCCUUUGAAAUUGUGGGAACUACAAG
Protobothrops mucrosquamatus (brown spotted pit viper) is the source of this 444-nucleotide messenger RNA. RefSeq names its product UDP-glucose:glycoprotein glucosyltransferase 2. The record is from RefSeq and is a predicted model, not a curated record. The transcript has 4 exons. Gene Ontology annotation, molecular function: UDP-glucose:glycoprotein glucosyltransferase activity. Gene Ontology annotation, cellular component: endoplasmic reticulum. Lineage: Eukaryota; Metazoa; Chordata; Lepidosauria; Squamata; Viperidae. The annotation marks the transcript as partial.